UGUCUCAGAUGGGGGCGAGUUGUGGAGAGGUGGAUGUAGCGUGUCUGUGCGAGGUCGGUCCCUGUACACUUUAUCCAGAAGCACACACACCUACGCCGUGUUUUCAGGACACACGCCUGUGUGAACACUGUGGAAAGAACAGAGUCAUGAUAACCAGGUUCUCCGAGGGAUACGGAACGGAGGAGGAGUGUGUGUUGUCAGACCCUCAGGGGGAGAGUGAUGCAGAUGCUGAUAUAGAGGACACAGAUUGCAGACUGCAGGAGCCAGGUUCUCUGCAGCGAAUCAGCUCGCGCAGACGAAAGCGUCCACAGGUAGCGCGGCAAGACACCACGGAGAGCGAGGACGACGGGGGGCGGAGCCACCAAACACACCGCUGGAACCUCAGGCUCAGCCCUGACAGAGCAGACAGCAGGACCAUACUGGAGGAGAGCAUAUCACAGGUCAGGCCACUGGUCAUCUGCCGGCCGAACGUUGAGAGGCAACAGACUCCGGGCGAACUUCCCCGAGGCUCCAAAUGUCUGAUGUCUCUAUGGCCAGCUUCCUUCUCUCUCCCUCUCACCCUCCUCCUCCUGCUGCCUCUCUCCCUCUCUCUCGUCAUUGUGAUCAUGUCUUUCCUUCUGCCGUGGGCUCGCGCUUGACCUCACCUUUCUGUUUCAAGAGAAUGAUUACAUUACAGAAAAACCAACUCAGAAAAGGCAGUGAAUGGCACAAAAUGGGCACACAAACAUGGUGCUUUAGAAAUGAAAUCAACUUUUGGGUGUAGUUGGCCUUUUGGCUACAUUAUAUCCAGAAAAGCACAGGGUAAAAUACUUUCAUUCUGAGCCACUUUAGGUACAUUUACAGCAGAAUCUCUUUCUGACGCAAACGAUAAACUCUGCUUUCUUUUGCCACAUGAAAAUCUCACCUUCCGUGUCACUUUCUCACCCCCUCGUUUGUAAAAAUAGACCUCUCGUCUCGCUCCUUGUAAUAACGAGCCACGGGAGUGAUAAGCGGGGGG
This is a messenger RNA of Notothenia coriiceps (black rockcod), 997 nucleotides long. RefSeq lists its product as uncharacterized. The record is from RefSeq and is a predicted model, not a curated record. NCBI's taxonomy places the organism in Eukaryota, Metazoa, Chordata, Actinopteri, Perciformes, Nototheniidae. The coding region runs from base 9 to 638 and encodes 209 amino acids. The transcript has 5 exons.